Molecule: messenger RNA, 1794 nt
Organism: Boeremia exigua
Lineage: Eukaryota; Fungi; Ascomycota; Dothideomycetes; Pleosporales; Didymellaceae
Product: cyclin-like protein
Exons: 3
Coding region: 1-1794 (597 amino acids)
Biological process (GO): regulation of cyclin-dependent protein serine/threonine kinase activity; mitotic cell cycle phase transition
Cellular component (GO): nucleus; cytoplasm; centrosome
Molecular function (GO): cyclin-dependent protein serine/threonine kinase regulator activity
Source: RefSeq, a predicted model, not a curated record
AUGGACGCAAAGCCGCAGCGUCCUCUGCGGGGGCUUCGUGUCCGCGACGAGAACAUGCUGCCUCAGUUACCAGCCGGAAAAGCUCUUAGGCAGGGCAAAUCUGUGUCUGCGCUGAACGGCCUCUCGAUGCCUGCUGGAGCCAUUAAGCCGGCCGCUAAGCGGGCCCCUUUUGCAGAUGUCAGUAACACUACAAGGCAACUCACCGCGAAAGACGACAUCCAUCUUGCUGGCAAGAAGAAGGAUACCCUAGUGCUCAAGGACCCCGCUGCGACCGCAGUCAAGGAACUCGAGAAGCCCGGCGCAUUGCUACGUCCUGCCCAGCGUCCGCCACCGACCACAGCCGCAAAAGCCAACAUAUCAGUCAACGUCGAAACAACCGAGUCUGUUGUUUCAAAGCAGAUCACCAUCGAUGCCUCAACCAACGCUCGCAAGAUUAUAGCCAAGAAGCCAACCACCAUCUUCCAUGAAGCUAAGGCUGAGAUUCGGCCUACAGGUACCGCAACUAGCGUCCUGACACGACAAGCAUUGACGACCCGGACCAAUUCAUUUCCCGUUGAGGACCGUGCGCUAGAGCCAUCAGCUGUUCGCCCAAUCGAGGCCGAGGUCGAUAUCCCUGCGCAAGAAGAGGAUGAGGCGGUGAAGAUCAAUACAGAAGAGAACUAUGAAUACCUGGAUGCUCUUGAGGAGCAAGCGCGUGUCAUUGAGCAGGAGCGCAAUGACGAGCUUGCAAAACUCAGCCAAGAGGAGUUCUGGGACGAGGAUGAAGACGAAGAGUAUUACGACGCCGACGGGUACACAACGGCGCGGUCUCUUCGUUCGCGUGGUGAUAACACAACUGGUGGGGUUACAUUGGUGCUUGCACCGCGUGUGACAGCAAAGACACAACGUGAGCUCGAGGCCGCGAGACAUGCUGUGGAGUUGCACCGAUCACCGGAGGAUGUCGAGGACGAACAGUGGGACACAUCAAUGGUUGCCGAAUAUGGCGACGAGAUCUUCGAGUACAUGCACUCUCUCGAAGAGAAGAUGAAGCCCAACGCCAACUACAUGGACAACCAAGCCGAGAUUCAAUGGUCGAUGCGCUCAGUUCUUAUGGACUGGCUUGUUCAGGUUCACAAUCGCUUCACGCUCUUGCCCGAGACGCUCUUCCUCGCCGUGAACUACGUGGACCGCUUCCUUUCCGCCAAAGUGGUCUCUCUGGGCAAAUUGCAGCUUGUCGGCGCCACUGCCCUUUUCGUUGCUGCCAAAUACGAGGAGAUCAAUUGUCCUUCGGUGCAAGAGAUUGUCUACAUGGUCGAUGGGGCCUACACAGCAGACGAAGUCCUCAAGGCUGAGCGAUUCAUGCUCAGCAUGCUACAGUUCGAGCUGGGCUGGCCGGGACCGAUGAGCUUCUUGCGCCGAAUCAGCAAGGCCGACGACUACGACCUCGAGACACGCACCCUAGCCAAGUACUUCCUUGAAAUCACCGUCAUGGACGAGCGCUUCGUCAGCUGUGCUCCAAGCUUUGUGGCUGCUGGCGCCCAUUGCCUAGCCCGGCUCAUGCUGAAGAAAGGCGAAUGGUCGCAAGCUCACGUUCACUACUCUGGCUAUACUCUGAGCCAGCUACGACAGCUUGUCUCUUGUAUGAUGGAGUGCUGCGACAACCCUCAAAAGCACCACGCCGCUGUUUACGAGAAGUACACCGACAAGCGCUACAAGCGCGCAUCCGUUUUCGUCGAGACCGAAAUCGCAAAGGGGUUCCAGCUUCCGUUCGCCUCAAGAGACAGUCUUGCGGGUCAGACUUGGAGGCGAAAGUGA